This is a messenger RNA of Pollicipes pollicipes, 1911 nucleotides long. It is a transcript of the gene ND-51, whose product is annotated as NADH dehydrogenase (ubiquinone) 51 kDa subunit. The transcript is spliced from 8 exons. The record is from RefSeq and is a predicted model, not a curated record. Gene Ontology annotation, cellular component: respiratory chain complex I. Lineage: Eukaryota; Metazoa; Arthropoda; Thecostraca; Pollicipedomorpha; Pollicipedidae. Gene Ontology annotation, biological process: mitochondrial electron transport, NADH to ubiquinone. The coding region runs from base 126 to 1550 and encodes 474 amino acids. Gene Ontology annotation, molecular function: NAD binding; NADH dehydrogenase (ubiquinone) activity; 4 iron, 4 sulfur cluster binding.
CUUCAUUCCCCACUUGCUACGGGUCGCGGGGGAGCAUUGUAAACUCGGUGGAGGCUGGGCUGAAGUGGAGACGUUUCCCAAGUUGUAAAGCCGAUAAGCCAUUUGGAGUGGUGCUCCUUCACACGAUGAAUUCCCUUGCGAGGGUAGCGAACGUCUCUAAGGGAUGUGUAACAGCACUCUCGCAGCAGCUGUCGGGCCUGCAGGUGCGCCACCAGACGACGGAGACGCCGCGCGCCUACGGCAACCUCAGCGAUGACGACCGCAUCUUCACCAACCUGUAUGGCCGCCACGACUGGCGGCUGAAGGGCGCCCUCAGCCGCGGCGACUGGUACAAGACCAAGGAGAUCCUGGUCCACGGGUCAGAGUGGAUCCUCGGCGAGAUCAAGUCGUCGGGCCUGCGCGGCCGCGGUGGCGCCGGCUUCCCCACCGGCAUGAAGUGGAGCUUCAUGAACAAGCCGCCAGAUGGCAGGCCGAAGUACCUGGUGGUCAACGCCGACGAGGGCGAGCCGGGCACGUGCAAGGACCGCGAGAUCAUGCGCCACGACCCGCACAAACUGGUGGAGGGCUGCCUGGUGGCUGGCUGCUCCAUGGGUGCGCGCGCCGCCUACAUCUACAUCCGCGGCGAGUUCUACAACGAGGCCAGCAACAUGCAGGUCGCCAUCAACGAGGCGUACAAAGCCGGCCUCCUGGGCAAGAACGCCUGUGGCUCCGGCUACGACUUCGACGUGUACAUGCACCGCGGCGCCGGGGCCUACAUCUGCGGCGAGGAGACGGCGCUGAUCGAGUCGCUGGAGGGCAAGCAGGGCAAGCCGCGCCUGAAGCCGCCGUUCCCGGCUGACGUGGGCGUCUUCGGCUGCCCCACCACCGUCGCCAACGUCGAGACCGUCGCCGUGGCGCCCACCAUCUGCCGGCGCGGCGGCGCCUGGUUCGCCGGCUUCGGCCGGCCGCGUAACACCGGCACCAAGCUCUUCAACAUCUCCGGUCACGUCAACAACCCGUGCACGGUCGAGGACGAGAUGUCUGUCCCACUCAAGCAGCUGAUUGAGCAGCACGCGGGCGGCGUAAUCGGCGGCUGGGACAACCUGCUGGCGGUGAUCCCCGGCGGCUCGAGCACGCCCAUCAUCCCGCUCUCGGUGUGCAGCGACGUGCCGAUGGACUUCGACGGCCUGCUGAGCGCCGGCACCGGCCUCGGCACGGCCGCCGUCAUCGUCAUGAACAAGCAGACCGACCUGAUCAAGGCGAUCGCGCGCCUGAUCGAGUUCUACAAGCACGAAUCGUGCGGCCAGUGCACGCCCUGCCGCGAGGGCACCGGCUGGAUGGACAAAGUCAUGUGGAGGUUCGUCGAGGGGAACGGUCGUCCGGAGGAGAUCGACAUGCUGUGGGAGCUCACCAAGCAGAUCGAGGGGCACACCAUCUGCGCCCUGGGCGACGGCGCCGCCUGGCCUGUGCAGGGCCUCAUCCGCCACUUCCGGCCGAUGAUUGAGGAGCGCAUGCAGCAGUACGCCGCCGCGCAGGCCGCCGCCGCCGCGCCGCAGGCCGCCGCUCAGUAGCCGAGCCGCCCCGCACGCCGGUGGAUUUCGGUAGACGCCGGUGGGCUUCGGUGCUCCGGUGGAUGUUGGUAGACGCCGGUAUAGUGCUAUGUUGCUCGGUAUUUUCCGAUGGACGCUGAACGGUCCUGGAGUCGAGACGGUUUCGGCGCCAGGACGAGCCCAGGUCUGGUCGGUCGCUCCAACUCCCCGCCGUUGCCCUGCUGCAGCCGAAUGUGUCGCGUGUAGCCGCCGGGGCCCCACCUACGCAUAGUGCCGCCGUAGUGCUGACCCGGGUCGGGCGUGGCUGGUGUCGGUGCGUCUCCGAGCCGUGUACAAUAGGAGGGAGGGAGAGGCUUCGGAAAUAUAUGACCUAUGAGUGAAA